UACCCUGUAGAAAAAUUCAAUAAUUAGGCGAUGGUACUUGCAAAAGCCGAAAAUUUUCAACAAUGGGCUGUUAUGGUUGUGAGUAAAAAACUAGAAAAUUACUGCAAACUUUAUGUAGCCGGCUUGCGGGCAUCUAUAUACAGUCCUCGCUUCACUCAUUGAUGUCUGAACCCACUUUGCUUCUUCUCUCUGUUUCUGGAGAAAGUACUGUAUUAAUCUUUUUAUCACCAAAUCCCAACGAAUUAAAACCCAAAAAUGUGUUCACCAAGCAAACGCCGAGAAAUGGAUUUGAUGAAACUGAUGAUGAGUGACUAUAAGGUGGAGACGAUCAAUGACAGCAUGCAAGAGUUCUAUGUGGAAUUCAAUGGACCAAAAGAGAGUCCUUAUCAGGGAGGUGUGUGGAAGAUAAGGGUGGAGCUGCCAGAUGCUUAUCCUUAUAAUUCUCCAUUUAUUGGCUUUGUUAACAAGAUAUAUCAUCCAAAUAUUGAUGAAAUGUCUGGUUCAGUUUGUUUAGAUGUUAUCAAUGAAACUUGGAGCCCUAUGUUUGAUCUGGUUAAUGUAUUUGAAGUUUUUCUUCCUCAACUUCUUUUGUAUCCUAACCCAUCACACCCAAUGAAUGGAGAAGCUGGUGCUCUAAUGAUGCGUGAUCAUAAUACUUACGAACAAAGAGUGAAAGAGUAUUGUGAGAAAUAUGCCAAGCCAGAAGAUGCUGGUCUGGCCGCAGAGGAAAAAUCAAGUGAUGAGGAGCUGAGUGAAGAUGAAUAUGCAUCAAGCGAUGAAGCAGUAGCUGGACAACCUGAUCCUUAGGUGCAGAAGUGCACCCAUUAAUUGUCUGUUGUACAUUGUAUUCAGCUCCUGGAAAAUGGAACCUGAAAAAACUGAAGGCUUAUGGAAAAACUCCUGCCCCUUCUGUCUUUAUUUUCCAUGGAUGUUGUGUAAAUUAAUCAACUGUUGUACAUUGUAUUUAGAGUAUUACUUUUAACCCUCUA
Pistacia vera is the source of this 989-nucleotide messenger RNA. Its product is annotated as ubiquitin-conjugating enzyme E2 4-like. Gene Ontology annotation, biological process: ubiquitin-dependent protein catabolic process; protein polyubiquitination. Bases 256 to 807 code for a protein of 183 amino acids. Lineage: Eukaryota; Viridiplantae; Streptophyta; Magnoliopsida; Sapindales; Anacardiaceae. Gene Ontology annotation, cellular component: nucleus. Gene Ontology annotation, molecular function: ubiquitin conjugating enzyme activity. The transcript is spliced from 6 exons. The record is from RefSeq and is a predicted model, not a curated record.